CUGUUCUGGUUUGACAGUUCGUAAUGAUUAAAAUGGCGAAUUUUUAGAAGUCAAACAAAGGGUUCUUGAAAAGUAAAAGUGCUGGAUUAACUUAUUAUUGAUACUGACAGUUUCAACUUUUGGUGGAAAUCAAUUGAACAUAAUUGUGUUUUCAACAUGUUGUGUUUGGACGUUAUCCCCGAAUUUUCUUUGGGCUGCGAUCAAUGGCAAUUUGUUUUAGGAAUGCAUUUUUCCCAAGCUGUUGCUAUUAUUCAGUUACAAGUUGGUAAGAUAAAAGGUGUCCAAGUUUUAUACAAUGAUACUGAUCCAUUGACGGUAGACAUGGUAAUAAAUCUUUCACAAGAUGGAAUAAGAUUAUUUUUUGAUCCUAACUCGCAAAGACUGAAACUAAUAGAAAUUUACUCAAUGAAAUCAGUCAAAUUGAAAUAUUGUUCAAAAUUCUUCAGUUCUCCUGAGGUGGUGCCAACGUAUCAAGUGAUUGAAGAAUACUUUGGUGCCACACAUCCGGGUCUCUACGAUGAGGAAAAGCAACUUUUUAUGUUGAAUUUCCGAGGAUUAACGUUUUAUUUCCCUGUGAAUACAAAAUUUCUGGAAAUGGCUCGGGAACAGGUCAAUGGGGAUUCCAAAAAUACCAUAGGUUCUUUAAAUUUUCCCUGCGGGACCUCGGCAAUAGUUUCCCGCGUGGCUAUAUAUUCUGGUCAAAAUAUCGAUAAUACCGCCGCACCUGAACUGCCUCUUUCCUGUUUUUAUGGACAAGUUUAUUUAGAGAAGGCAGUUUUAUUGAGAGGGCAGAAUCGUACCAAAGGUAUCAAGCUGAAUCUGGUGGCUGCGUCUCACACACGCCUGACAGAAGCUUCGAAAAAACACUUCGAACGGACCAUCCUUCUGGGGCAAUCAGCUCAAGAAAUCACCUCUGCCAUCGGGUGCCCAUCAAAGGUUUUCUAUAAAAGUGAGGACAAAAUGAAGAUUCACAGUCCUAAUAAUCUGCGCAGCGUUACUGCCGACCUGAGUGAUUACUUUUUCAAUUACUUUACACUCGGUUUGGAUUUGUUAUUUGACGCACGCACAAACUUGGUUAAAAAGCUGGUUCUUCACACCAACUAUCCUGGACACUACAACUUCAACAUGUAUAUGCGAUGUGAGUUCACUCUUGCUCUUAAUGGCACGACAGUGGACGCUUCUUCGAAAUGGAAUCAAGUCUGUGAGAAUCUGACUCCGAGCGAUCAACCCGUGGUUCUUAACCGAGCCAGUUCAACAAAUACCAUAAAUCCCUUUGGUAGCACUUUCUGCUAUGGAUAUGAAGAUAUUAUUUUCGAAGUAUUGCCCAAUAAUUAUAUAGGUUCGUUAAGCAUAUUUGGAGAUGGUAGAAACUAUCAAAUUGCCCAGCACAAUGCGUGACAGAGGCUCUCUGCCACUUACCUUGUCCUGGCUAAUAGGUACUGGCAACCAUGACUCAUAUAAUUAAUAUUAAUGUCUAUUUGUAUAUCGCAAUUCAACACAAGGAGUCGUUUAACUUAACUAUAAGAGUACAGGUAGAACUGAAAAUGAAGAAUUAAAGAUAAGCCAAGAUUUUUUAGUAUCAAAUGAUGUACGCGUUUUUUAACAAAUGAUGUGUUUGUAGUUAACUGUAAAUUCUCAAGCUUAUAAGUUUUUCGAAAAUUUCAUCGAUUUUCCGGUUAUUUCGAAGGUUGAAUUUUGAAAUAUAAAAAAAAAUUAAAAAUAUAAAAUGGAAGAAAAAUAUACGCUUAUAUGUCGUUCUAGUUAAUUUAAUGUUAUAAUUUAUAUUUGUUUCUUGUUUUACAUAAUUCGAAGUUUUUACAUUGAGUAGUUUAUUGAAUUAUUGGGUCAGUUAUGUACACAUUGUGUUCACUUACAGUAUAAAAACUCCAUAUACAUAUUUAUUUUUUAGGUACAAGUAACUUUUGUGAAUACAAUAAAAUUUUGGAAUUUAAAAAAAUCUUAUACUGUUUCCUUUAUUUACAAAAUUUAUAUAAUUAUACUAUAUUCCAAUUAUUAUCAUCAUAUAUAUUUCCCUUGUUGUUUUUCAAUAUUUUUCUGUUUUAUGUAAGAAGUAUUGCGAACAUUUCAUUUCAUUUCUGUUUUUAGUUGAAGUUGUAGUAUAUGUUGAAUUUUUAAUUUUAUUAUGGCAUACCAUCAAUCGAAAUGUUUAUGAAAAGCCAAGAAAUUUGAACCUUAAACAAGUUCAAUUGCAUUCUUUUUUGUCAUGCCUACUGAAUUGAUUUAAGCUAACGGUAUCUUCAAUAACGACACUCAGUUCAGAUAAAUGAAAGAAAAAGUGAUACAAAAAUUGUUGGUUGCUUUUGUACAUCAUAUUAUUGUUUCCAUUCAUAACCAAAGUUCAAAAAAUGUGAAAUGUAUAUAUAAAGUACUAGUUUUAGUUGAAAUUACAAUAGGUUCAGUUCAUUUAAUUCAAUAAUAUAUUAAGUUAUUAUUUCCUAUGAAGUAUUGUAAUUGAAUUUAGUUGUGUGUAUUUCUAUCAACUCAAUUACCUAUGUGAUUUCCAAAUCAUCCUUUUGAGAGGUGUAAAUAAUUCAAUUUGAAAGUGAUUUAUCCAAAAGAUCUCCUGGCCAUACAAUAAAGAUUAUUCAUA
Messenger RNA from Coccinella septempunctata (seven-spotted ladybird), 2611 nucleotides. Its product is annotated as PHAF1 protein CG7083. The transcript is spliced from 8 exons. Gene Ontology annotation, biological process: Golgi to plasma membrane protein transport. Lineage: Eukaryota; Metazoa; Arthropoda; Insecta; Coleoptera; Coccinellidae. Bases 157 to 1398 code for a protein of 413 amino acids. The record is from RefSeq and is a predicted model, not a curated record. Gene Ontology annotation, cellular component: trans-Golgi network.